Messenger RNA from Vitis riparia (riverbank grape), 1698 nucleotides. Its product is annotated as receptor-like protein EIX1. Bases 1 to 1698 code for a protein of 565 amino acids. NCBI's taxonomy places the organism in Eukaryota, Viridiplantae, Streptophyta, Magnoliopsida, Vitales, Vitaceae. Gene Ontology annotation, molecular function: protein binding. The transcript has 2 exons. The record is from RefSeq and is a predicted model, not a curated record.
AUGGCAGGACGGUCUUUUCAACACCUUCUUAGCUUUCUUAUGCUUUUGCUGCUAUGUGCCAAACCUGGCCUGGGGAAUGUUACUGGGUGCAUAGAGAGGGAGAGACAAGCUCUCCUUCACUUCAAACGUCGCCUUGUCGAUGACUAUGGCCUUCUUUCUUCUUGGGGAGAUGAACAUGACAACAGAAAUUGUUGCAACUGGAGAGGAGUCCAGUGUAGUAACCAGUCAGGUCACGUCAUCAUGCUUCAUCUUCAAGCCCCUUGGUCUGAAAAUACUUGGGAGUACCAGUCUCUAAGAGGUGAGAUAAGUCCUUCACUGCUUGAAUUGGAGCAUUUGACUCAUUUAGAUCUCAGCUGUAAUGAUUUUGAAGGGAGGCACAUACCUCCAUUCCUUGGUUCCCUCAGCAGAAUGCAGUACCUCAAUCUCUCCAGGGCCAAUUUCUCUCAAACUGUUCCCACUCAACUGGGAAAUCUUUCCAACUUGCUUUCCCUUGACCUCAGCCGUAGUUAUUAUGAGUUGAAUUCUGAGAGCCUGGAGUGGCUUUCUCGUCUUUCUUCUUUAAGACUCCUUGACCUGAGUUCUGUCAACCUUAGUGAAGCCAUCCACUGGUCACAAGCAAUUAAUAAACUCCCUUCUCUCAUUCACUUGGAUUUACAAAAUUAUGGUCUCCCUCCCAUCCCUCCACUCACCAUUCCGUCUCUUUCCCAUGUGAAUUCCUCUAUCCCUCUUGUUUUCGUUGAUCUCUCUUCGAAUCAUCUCACUUCUUCAAUAUACCCAUGGCUGCUCAACUUUAGUACCACCCUCCUUCAUCUUGAUCUCUCUUUCAAUGAUUUAAACGGUUCAAUUCCGGAAUAUGCUAUUGGGAACAUGAGUUCCCUUGAAUAUCUUGAUCUCUCUAGGAAUUAUCUCACUUCUUCAAUAUACCCAUGGCCGCUCAACUUUAGUACUGCCCUCCUUCAUCUUGAUCUCUCUUUCAAUGAUUUAAACGGUUCGAUUCCGGAAUAUGCUUUUGGGAAGAUGAGUUCCCUUGAAUAUCUUGAUCUCCACAAGAGUGAACUUGAUGAUGAAAUUCCGGAUACAAUUAGAGACAUGGGUUCGCUUGCAUAUCUUGAUCUCUCUGGCAAUCAACUGCGGGGCUCAAUUCCAGAUACAGUUGGGAAGAUGGUUUUACUUUCACAUCUUGAACUCUCUUACAAUCAACUGCAGGGCUCAAUUCCAGACACAGUUGGGAAGAUGGUUUUACUUUCACAUCUUGAUCUCUCUCGCAAUCAACUGCAGGGCUCCAUUCCAGAUAUAGUAGGGAAGAUGGUUUUACUUUCACAUCUUGAUCUCUCUCACAAUCAACUGCAGGGCUCCAUUCCAGAUGCAGUUGGAAACAUGGUUUCUCUUGAAAAACUCUAUCUCUCUCAGAAUCAUCUUCAAGGUGAGAUUCCAAAAUCCUUGAGUAAUUUAUGUAACUUACAAGCAUUAGAGUUGGAUAGAAACAAUCUCUCUGGACGGCUUGCACCAGACUUUGUGGCCUGUGCAAAUGACACAUUAGAGACUCUGUCCUUAUCGAAUAACCAGUUCAGUGGAUCAGUUCCUGCUCUCAUUAGAUUUUCAUCCUUGAGAAAGACUGCAACUCUUGUUCUUGCCAUAUUGGCAUGGUUGAAUGCAAAUCGUUGUGUCCUUCCUUCUAUGUUAUAUCUUGGGAUGUAA